Uncinocarpus reesii 1704 is the source of this 591-nucleotide messenger RNA. RefSeq names its product U3 small nucleolar ribonucleoprotein IMP3. The record is from RefSeq and is a predicted model, not a curated record. Bases 1 to 591 code for a protein of 196 amino acids. Lineage: Eukaryota; Fungi; Ascomycota; Eurotiomycetes; Onygenales; Onygenaceae. Gene Ontology annotation, biological process: rRNA processing. Gene Ontology annotation, cellular component: small-subunit processome; Mpp10 complex; small ribosomal subunit. Gene Ontology annotation, molecular function: structural constituent of ribosome; snoRNA binding; rRNA binding. The transcript is spliced from 3 exons.
AUGGUUCGCAAACUAAAGCAUCACGAGAAAAGCAACAUUUCUAACACCUCGUCCCCCAGACUCCUCCGCAAAGUCGACCUCUACACCUACAAAUCCGACAACAACCACCGCGAAACCACCAUCCGCCAACGUUACCACCUCCAAGACCCCCUCGACUACAAAAAAUACAACGCCCUCUGCGGCUCCGUCCGCCAACUCGCCCACAAACUCUCCGCCAUGGACCCGGAGUCGCCCUUUCGCCGGGAGAUGGAGGCCCAGAUGCUGGAGAAGCUGUGGGCGAUGGGCAUCCUGAAGCAGAAUCGCGAGCAGGGCGCGGGUUUGAGUAGGGUGGAGAGAGAGGUGACGGUGAGCGCGUUUGCGCGGAGGAGGUUGGGCGUGCUGAUGUCGAGGAAUGGGAUGGUGGAGAGUGUUUCCGCGGCUGUCAAGUUCAUCGAGCAAGGCCAUGUGCGCGUUGGCACCGAAGUCGUCACCGAUCCGGCGUUUUUGGUCACGAGGAACCUGGAGGACUAUGUGACUUGGGUCGAUUCGAGCAAGAUAAAACGGAAUAUUCUCCAAUAUCGGGAGAAGUUGGAUGAUUUCGACCUUUUAUGA